This is a messenger RNA of Eupeodes corollae, 2154 nucleotides long. It is a transcript of the gene OstDelta, whose product is annotated as dolichyl-diphosphooligosaccharide--protein glycosyltransferase subunit 2. The record is from RefSeq and is a predicted model, not a curated record. Gene Ontology annotation, cellular component: oligosaccharyltransferase complex; membrane. Gene Ontology annotation, biological process: protein N-linked glycosylation. NCBI's taxonomy places the organism in Eukaryota, Metazoa, Arthropoda, Insecta, Diptera, Syrphidae. The transcript has 5 exons. The coding region runs from base 134 to 2038 and encodes 634 amino acids.
UUUGCCGGGCUGCUUCUUCCAGCCGCUGACGUGUCUGUCAAUUUUUGUGCUUCUCGAUUUGGUUGUGAUAAAUUUUCAUCGCUAAAAGAAAAUUAUUUAUCACGUUUUUUGUGCUCUCACGAAUCUAAAAAUCAUGUUUCAUCUAGGAAUUCUUGUGUUGCUCUUGGGAACACAACUCUGUGCCCCAACCAUCGCCCUGCAAACCGUAUCUAGUCAUCUCAGUUCCUCGGACUUAUCACGCCUACAGAAAGUCUUCAUCGAUGGCCUGUCAUCAAAUGAUUUACAAUCGAUUUACUACUCCACUGUGAACGUUGAGACGACAAACGAAUCCCAAAAGGCUGCGCUUUGCCAGAAGAUCCAUGCAACUUACCAGGAUUCCAAAUUGAACGACUUCGAGAAAAACUUCUACCUAGUGGGAGCUCACAAGAACGCCAAAUGUACAACUGUCGCCAUUCCUCAGGCAGUCCUGAAUAAGAUUUCCAGCUCAUUCAGCAAGGACGCUGCAACAGCCCAAGAGAUCUUCUUCAAUCUCUUCGCCUCCAAAGCCAUGGGUGUAACAAUUGAUGCCCCAACCUCCAGCAAAAUCGCCAAGAACCUUCAGAACAUCCUCAAGAAAGACGAUUCACUGAGCAGUCUGGGUUAUGCCUUCUACAUCGCCGCAGAAGUUGGGGCUCCCGCUGCCUUCGUCGCUGAUCGUGUCGAAGAUGCCAUUGUACAAGCUGAUGAAGUCGAUGGAAAGAUGUUGCAAUUCGAAGGAGGUCUCAGCAUCACAGCUCUGAUUGUCAAUGGAGCUUUUAAGGUGACCAAAGCUUUGGGUAAGCCAGCUCCAGUUACAGAAGGACAAGCUGUCAAAUUAGCCACAUAUUUCCUAAGUCGUCGCUCUGUACAGACCCCCAAGGGAGUCCAUGUCCUCAUCGAGGCUCUGAAGACCCUAAGCGAAGCUGACAAGAAGGUGGCUCCAAUUUGUAUCCAAUUGGUUGGAAAUGGUCAACUGCAAGCCGAAUCUCCACUCCUGACUAUCGAAGUUGUCGAUCUCCUUGGCAAACCUUUGUCUCCAUUCCCAAUUUCCAUCACCGGCAAAGUUGUCGUUAAAAAGGGUAACACUGUCCUCGCUGAGAAAGUCCAAUUCCUCUCGAAGAGUUCCGACAAGACGACAUAUGCUGCAGAUUUGUUAACAUUCAAGCCCGCAAGAGGCAUCUACACCGUUGACAUAGUCGCCGACAGCUACACCCAAACUCUGAACUUCAAAGUUCUCGGCAAAGUGAAGGUUCAUUCGUUGGAAGUUGGCGUCGGAGACUCGGAUGCCUCAUCUUCGAUCAAAAAGCAAACUGUCGCAUUCCCAAGCACUCUCACUGAAACCCUCUCCGCCGACCACACUCAGAAGUUGACAAUGAAAGCCGCUCUCGUCGAUGACGGCACAACAAAGAUGAUGACCGUCCAUCAGGCAUUUGUGCGUCUGGCCAACCAAAACACCGACGAAGAGAUCAUCUAUGUCGCUGAACAAGACUCCUCGAAGGCAUACAAGUUUGACAUGGAUGUCGGUGCUCGAGGAGGAGACUUUGGAUACAAAUCGGGAGUUUAUAAGUUGGAAUUGAUUGUGGGUGAUGCAUCGCUGUCGAACUCCUUCAAAUGGCAUGUCGCAAAUGUUCAACUGAAGUUCUCCCAAGACGCUCGAAAGGAUAACCAAUCUCAGACAAUUCGUGCCCCUAGACCAGAAAUCGUACAUCAGUUCCGUGUGCCUGAGAAGCGUCCACCACGUCUGGUGUCCGACAUCUUCACCGGCCUUUGCCUGACUCCAUUGGUGCUGUUGUUCAUUUUGUGGGCAAAACUUGGCAUCAAUGUGUCGAACUUCACCUUCAGCUUGAGCACGAUUGGAUUCCAUCUCGGUUUCGGAGCCAUUCUUGGCCUCUUCGGUCUGUUCUGGUUGAGACUGGAUAUGUUCCAGACAAUUCGUUUGCUCAUUCCCAUUGCUGCGGUGACAUUCCUGUGUGGUAAUCGACUUCUGCGGCGAAUUGCUGGACAAAAGUCUGCGCAGUAAGAUUUUCUAUAAAUUAUAAUUCCAACUAAAUAAAAACAAAUUACAAAAAACACCCUUCAUCACGAUUGUUGUCCAGUUGAUGAGUCCUAAGAGUUCUUUAAACAAAAAACAAACAA